AGAACGAAAGCUGUGGGUUCCGGUUCUGUCGACAGUGAGACACAGCUGAAGGAGAACUAGUAGGACGCCGGUGUUGCUCCUGAUUCGCUUCUGUACCGACAGGAGCGACCGAGGAUCAUGCUGAGGCUGCUUCUGAGAGGCGCCGCGGGCCCCGCGCGGAGGAACGGCGGCAGAAGUUCUGUGGUUCACCUGCAGCCCCCCAGGCAGUACAGCACCUCGUCCCAGGGCAGCGGGGCUGCGAAGGUGGUGGCCGCCAGCCUGCUGAGCGUGGGUGGAGGGGUCGGAGGCACCAUUCUGUACGCCCAGUGGGACCCCAAGUUCAGAGCAGCGGUGGAGAAGAACGUUCCCUACUCCGACUCGGUGUUUGGUCUAGUCCUGGGACCUGCUCCUCAGAAUGCCGGCCACCCCAUCAGAAAGCAGCUGGAGUCCACUCGGCCUCAAUCCAUGCUGGAGAAACAAGCCAAGACCUCCAAGGUCCAGUCAGAGAAGAAAGUAAAGGGGGCCGCCCAAACGGGGUCCACAGAGCCCACUCCCUCCGUGUCGCCCCCUGCUGUCACCAUGGAGGGAGCUUCAGCCGAGGCCACCCAGAUCAUCUCUGCCAGCAGCGACGUCCCUUCAGUCCCGGCGCCGUUUGACACCCAACCCACAGCGGUCACAGAGCACUGCGACGAGUGUCACCACGUUGGCUCAGAGGCGGCCCACAGCGGCGCCGAUUCGCCCGCCGGGUCCACAGAACAGCUGGUGGAGCGUCCGGCCGAGGAGGUGUCGGCCCGUCUGGCCCAACAGGACCAGGAUGAGCAGAACGUUUUAGCAGCGGUGUCCAGCAGUCUGGAGGAAUCUCUGGCCUGUUCAGCCAGAGCAGCGCUGCAGGCCAUCGGAGCCCAGGAGGCGGCGCUGCAGGCCAUCAACCAGCACACGCAGAAGCUGAAGGAGGCCAUGGAAGCAGAGCAGAGUCCUCCCGAGGAGAAGUCCGUCCAGUGGAAGGAUCUAGAAGCUGCUCUGAUGGACCGGACCUCUGCUGUGACGGACGCGACAGCUGCCCUUCAGAAAGCCAAGGAAGCUCUGGAUGGUCUGAGGGCCACCAUCAACGGCUCCAAAGACCUGAAGGUGGCCGCCGUCCGCCCGCUGGUCCUGGCAGCUGAAGAGAACCUGCAUAAGAUGGUGGUGGACCUGGACAGAGUCGUGGCUCAGGUGCAGUCGGCUGAGGUGGAGUCCAAGAUCGUGUCCCAGUACAGUGACCUGGUCCAGGAAGCCAAGCAGCAGUUCCAGAAGGAGGUCAGCAGCCUGACUCCAGAGAUCCAAGCCAACUGGAAAGGCCUCACGGGGAAGCUGUCCACGGACGACCUGAACGCCCUGAUUGCCCACGCUCACCGCCGGAUCGACCAGCUGAACCGAGAGCUGGCAGAGCAGAGAGUCCGGGAGCAGGUCCACAUCGAUGCGGCUCUGCAGCAGCAGAAGCUGGAGGACCAGAGAGUGCUGGAGAGGGCCGUCAGCUCCUCACUGCAGCACGUGAAGGAGGAGGCCCGGCUGGAGCAAGAAAGAAAGAUGAACGAAGUGAGGGAGGUGAUGGAGGCGGAGAUGAGGACUCAGCUGCGGCGUCAAGCGGCGGCUCACACGGACCACGUCCGAGAUGUGCUGAAGGUCCAGGAGCAGGAGCUGCGAGCUGAAGCUGAGCAGAUUCUGAGCAGUAAACUCCUGGAGCAGGACACUCUGCACCGUCAGCUGACCCAGGAACAGCUGGACAGCUUCACUCUGGACAUGAAUGCUGCAUAUGCUCGCCUGAAGGGGGUGGAGGAGGCCAUCGACAGUCACCUGGUGGCGGAGGACGAGGCCCGCAGAGCUCAUCAGCUGUGGCUUUCUGUGGAAGCCCUCAACCACACCUUGAAGACCGCCGGCACUGAGGAGCCCAGCGUGCCUCUGGACAGCGCAGCCCAAAUGGUGCGCGACAGCUGCAGGCAAGAUGACUUCGCCUCAGCCCUGGCAGAGGCUCUUCCUGCAGAGUCGCUGUCACGCGGUGUGUACGGCGAGGCUUCCCUCAGAGCCCGCUUCAACUCCCUACGGUCGCUGGUGCUUAGGGUGGCACUCAUCGACGAAUCCCACAACUCUCUGUACCAGUACUUCCUGUCCUACCUUCAGGCGGCACUUCUCUUUGAGGACCAGCAGGCGGCCCCUCCCACACAGCUGAGCAGCGAGGACUUGGACACGUUCAAGCUUUUGUCAUAUGCGAGCUACUGCCUGGAGCACGGAGACCUGGAGCUCGCGGCUAAGUUGGUGAACCAGUUGAAGGGUGAAUCCAGGAGGGUGGUGGAGGACUGGCUGACGGAAGCCAGACUCACGCUGGAGACCAGGCAGGUGGUCAGCCUGCUGUCGGCUUAUGCCAAUGCCGUAGGCCUUGGCACCACCCAGGCUCCGUGACCCUCUGUUGAAGAGGGGCCUGGAGGCCUUCCAAAGAGCCCCAGUUUUCUUGAAGGAUGUCGGUGAAGAACAGCAGCUGUCCAAAGCUUGGACCAGGGGGUUGGGGGAAUUGAAAUGGUCAGAUUGCAAAAGAAUAAUCGUCUCAUUUCAGUAAUAUUUUCUGUCACAAAACAAGUUUCCUCGUGUUAAUCUGUAAUCACACUGUGUUCCUGUGAAUAAUACACAAACUCAAUAAAUUGUGAACCGGAAAGCUG
Oryzias latipes (Japanese medaka) is the source of this 2669-nucleotide messenger RNA. RefSeq names its product inner membrane protein, mitochondrial (mitofilin) (gene immt). Gene Ontology annotation, biological process: cristae formation. Lineage: Eukaryota; Metazoa; Chordata; Actinopteri; Beloniformes; Adrianichthyidae. The record is from RefSeq and is a predicted model, not a curated record. Gene Ontology annotation, cellular component: MICOS complex.